This is a messenger RNA of Heterocephalus glaber (naked mole-rat), 3557 nucleotides long. RefSeq names its product kinesin family member 6 (gene Kif6). The record is from RefSeq and is a predicted model, not a curated record. Gene Ontology annotation, biological process: microtubule-based movement. NCBI's taxonomy places the organism in Eukaryota, Metazoa, Chordata, Mammalia, Rodentia, Bathyergidae. Gene Ontology annotation, molecular function: ATP binding; microtubule binding; microtubule motor activity.
AGUAUCCCUAGUUACUGUUGCUAAGGCUGCGGGUCGCAGAGGGUGGUGGGAAUAAGAAGUUUUGGAAGCCAGGCCUGAGCGAGAGGCCAAGGGUCAGUCAGAGCAGGGGAGGAGAUGGUGAAGGAGACUAUCCAGAUUUUCGCGAGGUUAAAGCCCCCUUCCCGGAAGCACCAACAAGGGGUAUGCGCUGAGCAGCUGGGCACCGGCGAGAUUUAUUCUAUAGAUGAAGAUGAAAAAUUAACACCUAGCUUGGAAAUUAUCUUACCACGUGAUUUGGCAGAUGGAUUUGUGAAUAAUAAGCGAGAAAGCUACAGAUUUAAAUUUCAAAGGAUUUUUGAUCAUGAUGCAAAGCAAGAGAUCAUUUUUGAAAACAUUGCCAAACCAGUCGCUGAGAGUGUCCUGGCAGGUUACAACAGUACCAUCUUUGCAUAUGGGCAGACAGGAAGUGGCAAGACCUUCACCAUCACAGGUGGGGCUGAGCGCUACAGUGACAGAGGCAUUAUCCCACGGACGUUGUCGUACAUUUUCGAACAGUUACAAAAGGACAGCAGCAAAAUGUAUACAACACACAUUUCCUAUUUGGAAAUCUACAACGAAUGUGGUUACGAUCUAUUGGAUCCAAGACACGAAGCCUCCAGAUUGGAAGAUUUGCCGAAAGUGACAAUUUUGGAGGACCCUGAUCAGAACAUUCACCUGAAAAACCUGUCUCUCCAUCAGGCAACGACAGAAGAAGAAGCUCUGAAUUUGUUGUUCUUAGGAGAUACCAACAGAAUGAUUGCAGAGACGCCUAUGAACCAGGCUUCAACCCGUUCCCACUGCAUCUUCACUGUUCAUUUAUCAAGCAAGGAGCCGGGAUCUGCAACCGUCCGACACUCCAAGCUCCACCUGGUCGACCUGGCCGGUUCCGAGCGAGUUGCCAAGAGUGGAGUCAGGGGCCAACUUCUGACGGAGGCCAAGUACAUCAACUUGUCCCUGCAUUACUUAGAGCAGGUCAUCAUUGCCCUUUCAGAGAGGAACCGCUUGCACAUUCCUUACAGGAACUCCAUGAUGACCAGCGUCCUCAGGGACAGCUUGGGGGGGAACUGCAUGACCACCAUGAUUGCAACACUCUCCUUGGAGAAAAGGAACAUUGAGGAGUCCAUAUCUACCUGCAGAUUCGCACAGCGAGUGGCGCUCAUAAAGAAUGAAGCAGUCCUUAAUGAAGAAAUUGAUCCCAGAUUGGUGAUUAUCUGCCUGCAGAAGGAAAUCCAGGAACUGAAGGACGAACUGGCCAUUGUCACCGGGGAGCAGAGGACAGAGGCGCUUACAGAAGAGGAACUCCUGCAGCUGGAAAAACUAAUGACAUCCUUUUUGGAAGACCAGGAUCCAGAGAGUAGACUAGAGGUUGGCGCUGAUAUGCGUAAAAUUCAUCACUGUUUUCAUCAUUUAAAGAGACUUGUGAAUGACAAGAAGACCCUUGGGAAGAGUACAGGCCCCUCUGAAACCAAAAACCAAGACUGCCAGGAACCCUUGAGAGAGGAAGAAUACAGAAAGCUCCAGGACAUACUGAAGCAGAGAGACAAUGAAAUCAAUAUUCUAGUCAACAUGUUAAAAAAGGAAAAGAAGAAAACUCAAGAUGCCGGCCUCUUAUCUAGCAUGGAUAGAAGUGAAAUCAGAUCCUCGCAGGGCUCGCCCUUCCCCUCUGGGAACCCACAGGAAGGACAGAGGACGUCGUCGUCUUUGGUUCCAGCACAGGCCCAGGACUUCGGCGCUUCCCGGUACAGAUCCAGCUUGCUGCACAAGAAAACAGGGAUGAGAGGGGAAAUGUCAUUAGGAUGCCAGGAGGCUUUUGAAAUCUUCAAGAGGGACCACGCUGACAGCGUUACCAUCGAUGACAACAAACAGAUUCUGAAACAGAGAUUUUCUGAAGCAAAAGCCCUGGGAGAAAGUAUAAAUGAAGCAAGAAGGAAAAUCGGUCACUUGAAGGACGCCAUCACACAGCGGCACAUGCAGCAGGUGGCCCUCGGAAUCUCAGAAAACACGGCCGUGCCCGGGGUACCAGACCCACAGGAGGAGGAGCUCCGACUGCAGCUGGAGGAAGAAAAAAAGAGGUACAGAACAAAGUUCACACGCCUCAAAGCCCUGAAGGUGGAGAUCGAGCACCUGCAGCUGCUCAUGGACAGAGCCAAGGUCAAGCUGCAGAAAGACUUUGAAGCCUGGUGGGCAGCAGAGGCCAGCAGCCUGCAGCAGGUGCAUUCUCCAGCGGCAAAUCCACUGGGUCCAGUGAAGCCUUUUCCCCAGACCUCUGAGUCCCAGCAGGACCGGUCCCAGCUUCCGUCUAACAGAAGGGACCUGACCGGCAGGAACACCCCGCCCACACCGUGCCCCAGCCCAGUCGGCCGGGAACAGUGCAGCCCCAGCACCCGGCCGGAGGUCAGCAUCUCUGAGAGGCCGACGUCGUCCAUCCCUCUCACCGGAGACAGCCAGACAGACUCCGACAUCCUGGCGUUCAUCAGGGCCAGACAGAGCAUUCUGCAGAGGAAAUGCCUGGGGAGCAACUGACUUUCCAAUGAGAGGUGAGAGUCUAGCCACCGUGCUGCCGUGGAGAGCAAAGGCCCUGCCCCUCACUUGGGACUUUGGAAGUGACCUGGGAGCGCUGGGAGCAGCUGGUGAAUUUGAAUCUGGGGGAGCAGCCUCCUGCCAAUGGAGUGGUCCGUCCUUCCUGUGGCUGCGGGAGCUGCUGGCCAGGCCAGGUGGUGCCAGGAGCUGGGGCGGGAGGAGCUUCAGCUCACUGUUUCGGUGCUGUUCCGUGUACAUAGCGAGCAGCCUCAGAAUGCAGUGCGGGCUAACGAUUGGGGUCUUCACCAUUUACCUGCCCCUGCCCGCCACCCCCUGGUGGAGGAGCCCAAGAGGCACUGUGCCAGGUAGGGCAGGACUUCAGAGCCCUGCCAGGCGGCCACAAGGGGCAUUGUGAGGGCCUCGCCCGAUCUCCCAGCCCAACCUCCACGGUCACCCUCUGCCUGGAUGACCUGCAGCAGCUCUGAGCCAGCUGUGUCCCCGAAGCCAGGCACCCUGUGGACACCGCAGCAGCAGAGGACAGCGGGCAGCUCCCGAGAGCUGUGCAGAGAGGGUAGGGUGGCACCUCAGGCCUCAACUUCUCCCCAACCACUCAGGGCUCUGCCUGGCAGCAGCCCAGCACCUGCCCACAGGGAAACAGAGCCGCAGGCACUGGCUCGGCAACUUGGGGACUCGGGUCCCGAGGGUGGGCACUAGGCCUCCAGGAGGCUUUGGACAGCUGCUGCAGGCAUGGGGUCCCCUGGGAGCAGUUGGGGUGGGUCGUGGAGGGUGGAGAAGGGUGGCCCUGAAUAUGAGGGCAGCUGAAUAAAGGCACUUGUGCAGUGGUCCCCGUGUCUGCCCUGUAUCACAGGACCUGGGGCCCCCAGAGGCAGAGUGAGUAGCAUGGUACAGUUUGGUUUUUUCCUAUUUAGGACUAGGUAAAAGGAUCAUGCAGGAGAAGAUGAAAUCUUACCGUCUCAAAGCUAGGCAGGCCCAGCGAGCUCCUCUAAUCCACAGCCCAG